Molecule: messenger RNA, 2697 nt
Organism: Fibroporia radiculosa
Lineage: Eukaryota; Fungi; Basidiomycota; Agaricomycetes; Polyporales; Fibroporiaceae
Exons: 10
Coding region: 1-2697 (898 amino acids)
Biological process (GO): DNA-templated transcription
Cellular component (GO): nucleus
Molecular function (GO): zinc ion binding; DNA binding; DNA-binding transcription factor activity, RNA polymerase II-specific
Source: RefSeq, a predicted model, not a curated record
AUGAAUCCCUCCUACCCCCUCAACGGCAACCCCUACCCCUCCUCGCCCUCGCCUUUCCACCAGCCCCCUGCCGCCCCCUCCCCCGUCAGCGCACACAGCCCCCAGAUCCCCCAGGGCAUGUCUUCCCAUGCCACCCACUAUCCCUACACCGUCGCCCACACAUACCACGGCUAUCCCUCCUAUCCCCAGUACCCCUCCGCCGGCAUCGUCAUGUAUGGCGCCCCCCCAACCGGCCAUCCAGAUGCUGCCCGCGCCCCCGCCGCCUCUCCCACUCCCGUCGCUCCUUCCAUCGGUAAACGUAAAAGGAAGUCAACCGUUGAUGAUCCGUAUGGCAGGACAUCUAAUGAAGAGGAUGCAGAUUCUACCGGUGACCUCUCCCGCCCUCCCGCACAGAGCUCAACCUCGUCCGUCGUCGUCGACACCAAGAAGCGCACAAAGACACAGCGUGCUUGCGACAGCUGUCGCAGUCGGAAGAUCAGAUGCGACGUUCUCGCGGAUGCUGAUCCACCGAUAUGCCAGCACUGUAAGCAGUAUGGCUUUGAGUGUACUUUUUUCCUUCCCAUCACAGAGACGCGCUUUAAGAAGAAGAAACUGGAGGAGGAGGCUGCCGCUGCUGCUGCGGAGAAGGAUAAGGAAGGUGAACGGAGUACGUCCUCGCCCCAGACAGACAACAAGGGUGCAGAGGUCGUCAAAGUGUACGGACCGACGUCGGCGGCGCAUCUACUCCAUUCACAAGCUAUGAUUCCGUCGCGCGCGUAUGAGUCGUACGACAUGCGCUACCACCACUCGUGGGACGUGAGUUCGGGCGGAAACGGUGUUAUCCGCAUUCACGAGCCUCAGCAAGGAGAAUUACAGCUGGCGCUCCCCAAGCCGAUCGAUAUGAGGAUAGAACGCGACGUUGUCGAACGACUUGUGAACGCGUACUUUGCUGACGUAGCUCCUCUCUUACCGGUGGUGACGCGCGAGGAAUUCGUUGAGAGCAGUCCACCGCCGCCGUUGCUUCUCUAUUCAAUAUGUCUCGUUGCUGCCGCCAGUCGAGACGUCCCUCAGGCCGUGUACGACUCGUUGCGCUAUGCAGUCAACAGCCUGAUAAAAGCAGAGGACGUAUUAUCCACGGCGUCAAUCAUCAACGUACAGGCGUUGUUGAUUCUGGCAAUGUGUGGGGACUGUCAUUCGCAGUUUGUUCCUAAUGCAUUAUCUGCAUUAUGGCUCCGACUGGGGUGCGCAAUUCGCAUGGCGCAAGAUCUGGGUCUACAUCGUGCAGAAUCGGUGAAACAAAACAUCGAGCUUCGGCGAAGGUUGUGGGGUAUAUGUGUGAUCAGCGACCGAUGGAUCAGUCUUACCUACGGCCAUCCAUUCAUGAUCGAUGUACAAGAUUGUGACGCACGGCUUCCGUCGUCGGGCGAUCCUCACGACCGGUAUUUGGAUGAGCUUGUUCGGCUUAGUGUGAUCGUAGGACGUGUGCUCAAAACAAUAUAUACGCCUGCUGGUCUUCAUGCUGCUACCGAUGAGCAACUCUAUACACUGUUGCGGGACAUUGAAGCCUGGAAGAAUAAUCUCCCAGAAGACUUGCAAUUUCAAGGUCCCGAAACGCCUCGAACACCGGGCCUGCUUUUUAUGCUAUAUGCCUGCGUCAACAUGUUGUUCUGGCGCGUCUUCAUGCGUAUAUCGUACGCGUGCCCUCAACAUUUAAAAUUCGCGUUGACGGUUGAGAAGUGGACUGAGCUUGUGCAACUCACUGGGCAAGCGAUAGAUUGGCUGGAUGCAAACGAGCGUUUGUACGAUGUAUGGUUGCUGGUAGCAUAUUGUGCCACGUCAUGUGCACUUGUGCAGUACCAUACAUGGGCAAGGCGUAAAGAUCCUGAAGCCCAGUUAAAACUCAAGAAAUUGCGCGAUUGUAUCCGGAAGUGGGAAGCAUCUCUUUCACCCGACCAUAUGUCGGCACGACGAAAGGCCCAGAUUAUUGCACUCUUAUACGAAGCAACUCUCGGGCCCCAACACUCUGCAGAGCCACCAGUUCUGAAUCCCACUGGUGGUGUGAAAGGCAAGCCUUCACUCAAUGGCCUUUCUUUCCGGAAGGAUCCUACACGUCCUGGCGGUGGUGUCUUCGUUGCAGAAACGAAACCACAGGACGAUCAGGUGGCAGGUGUCCCUCCUGGUACGAUCAUCGGUAGAGACGAUGAAGGAAGGCAAGGUGAGGGAAUUGCGAUUGCAGUGUCCGACGUUCGAGCACGCAAUGACCGAGGCCCGUCAUCUGUUCCCUCUGCAUCAUCACCAUAUCAUGCAUGGUCCUCAUCCGCAGUUGGACCACGUCAAGAGCCGCCUUCAAUGCACCGUCAACAGCAGAGCGCUUCUAUGAUGGAUCCCAUGUCGCUAGGCGUCGGCUUCCCGUCGAACGCGAACAUGAACCCGAUGUUAAAUCACACGCCUCCGUCUGGGAACGUGCAGGUGCUCAACGCGCUCGAUGCUCAGCAGCCUAACGCGCUUGAGCAGCUUGCGUCGGCCGAAAACUUCUUGGAUCUUAUCCCAGAUGGUAUUGGAAUUUACGGCUAUCAAUGGGACGAAUUCGUGUCUCGAUUCGCGCCUCAAGUAUCACAAUUCCAGCAUAUACAGGGUGUUGAUAUGGGCAUGCAAUCGUCAACGUCACAGGCCUCGCCACAAUACCCAUACAACGCCUCUUCUAAUAGUGGCAUGUAA